Messenger RNA from Penicillium waksmanii, 3273 nucleotides. Its product is annotated as nuclear import receptor PSE1. Lineage: Eukaryota; Fungi; Ascomycota; Eurotiomycetes; Eurotiales; Aspergillaceae. Gene Ontology annotation, cellular component: cytoplasm; nucleus. The transcript is spliced from 7 exons. Bases 1 to 3273 code for a protein of 1090 amino acids. Gene Ontology annotation, molecular function: small GTPase binding; nuclear import signal receptor activity. The record is from RefSeq and is a predicted model, not a curated record. Gene Ontology annotation, biological process: protein import into nucleus.
AUGUCCCUCCUUCCUCCCGAGGUCCACACCGCGCUGUCCCAGCUGCUGCGCGCUUUGAGCACACCCGACAACGCUGUUCGAUCGCAGGCGGAAGACCAGUUGAACAAUGAAUGGGUUCAGAAUAAGCCGGAUGUCCUACUGAUGGGCCUAGCUGAGCAGAUUGGUGGAGCUGAAGACACAUUAACCCGUGCUUUCUCCUCUGUGCUUUUCCGAAGAAUCGCAACCAAGACCCGCAAGGACCCCGCCACUGGCGAGGCUAAGGAGGUCUUCUUGAGCCUUCCCAACGAACAACGAGUCGCCAUCCGCGAAAAGCUAGUCACCUGCCUCACCACCGAAUCCGUUCUCGAUGUGCGCAAGAAAGUUGGCGAUGCCGUCGCCGAGGUAGCCCGGCAAUACACCGACAAUGGUGAUCAAUGGCCCGAACUUCUCGGUGUCCUUUUCCAGGCCAGCCAGUCUCCCGAGGCUGGUCUGCGAGAGACUGCUUUCAGAAUCUUUACCACCACCCCUGGUAUCAUUGAGAGGCAGCAUGAAGACGCCGUGGUUGGUGUGUUCACCAAGGGCUUCGAAGACGAGAAUAUCUCUGUCCGAAUUGCUGCCAUGGAAGCCUUCGCCGCAAUGUUCCGUUCGAUCAGCAAAAAGUCCCAGAGCAAAUUCUUCGGCCUCACUCCCGCCCUUCUUCACAUCCUCCCUCCCCUCAAGGAAUCCAGCGAGAGCGAGGAGCUGUCCUCCGCUCUCCUUGCUCUGAUCGAGCUGGCAGAGAUUAACCCUAAAAUGUUCAAGGCUUCGUUCAGCGACCUUGUCAAGUUCAGCAUUAGUGUUAUUGCUGAUAAGGAGUUGAGCGACCAAGUUCGCCAGAAUGCCCUGGAAUUGAUGGCCACCUUUGCCGACUACUCUCCAAACAUGUGCAAGAAGGAGACGAACUUUGCUCAGGAGAUGGUCACCCAGUGCUUGAGCUUGAUGACUGAUGUCGGUGCUGAUGAUGAUGAUGCCGAGGAGUGGAACGCGUCCGAGGAUCUCGAGCCCGAGGAGAGCGAUCUCAACCACAUUGCUGGUGAGCAAUGCAUGGACCGCCUGGCUAACAAGCUCGGCGGCGAAGCUAUUCUCCAGCCCGCAUUCUCCUGGAUUCCCCGCAUGAUGUCUUCCACCGCCUGGCGCGAUCGUCACGCUGCUUUGAUGGCCAUCUCUGCUAUCUCCGAGGGCUGCCGCGACCUGAUGGUCGGCGAGCUCGACCAAGUCCUCGCCCUCGUCGUCCCCGCCCUGCGCGACCCCCACCCCCGCUGCAAUGCUCUCGGUCAGAUGAGCACUGAUUUCGCCGGUACCAUGCAAGAGAAGUACCACGGUAUUGUCCUGAACAACAUUAUCCCUGUGCUGGGCAACACCGAGCCCCGCGUGCAGUCUCACGCUGCCGCUGCUCUGGUCAACUUCUGCGAGGAGGCUGAGCGCAGCAUCCUCGAGCCCUACCUAGGAGAUCUUCUCGGUCGUCUUUUGGAGCUUCUGCAGAGCCCUAAGCGCUACCUCCAAGAGCAGGCUCUUUCCACCAUCGCUACCAUCGCCGACUCCGCUGAGACCGCCUUCGGCCAGUACUACAACAACCUCAUGCCGCUGCUGACGAACGUCCUGAAGGAGGAGCAGGGUAAGGAGUACCGCCUUCUGCGUGCCAAGGCCAUGGAGUGUGCUACUCUGAUUGCUCUGGCCGUUGGCAAGGAGAAGAUGGGCCAGGACGCUCUGAACCUGGUCAACAUUUUGGGCAACAUCCAACAGAACAUUACCGAUGCCGAUGAUCCUCAAUCCCAGUAUCUCCUUCACUGCUGGGGCCGCAUGUGCCGUGUCCUUGGCCGCGACUUUGUCCCCUAUCUGCCCGGCGUCAUGCCUCCUCUACUGACUGUGGCUGCCGCUAAGGCCGACAUCCAACUCCUUGAUGACGAGGAUCAGAUCGAGCAAGUUGAGCAAGAUGAGGGUUGGGAGCUGGUUCCUCUCAAGGGCAAGAUUAUUGGUAUUAAGACCAGCGCUCUGGAGGACAAGAACACCGCUAUCGAGUUGAUCACCAUCUACGCCCAGAUUUUGGAGGAGGCUUUCGAGCCUUACGUUCUCGAGACCAUGGAGAAAAUUGCCGUGCCCGGUCUUGCCUUCUUCUUCCACGACCCCGUCCGUGUUUCGGCCGCUAAGCUCAUUCCCCAGCUGCUUAACUCCUUCAAGAAGGCGCACGGCGACCAGGCCCCCGGAUUUGCUGAGAUGUGGAGCAAGGUUGCCGAGAAGAUCAUUGAGGUGCUCAGCGCUGAGCCCACCGUCGACACCCUUGCCGAGAUGUACCAAUGCUUCUACGAGUCCGUCGAGGUUGUUGGUCGCAACAGCCUCACCUCUCAGCACAUGCUGGCCUUCAUCGAGUCCGCCAAGUCUACUCUCGAGGACUACCAGAUGCGCGUGAAGCAACGGCUGGAGGAGCAGGCCGAGCUCGAGGAGGGUGAUGAGGAAAACCUUGAUUACGAAUUCGCCAUUGAGGAUGACCAGAACCUGCUCAGCGAUAUGAACAAGGCCUUCCACACCAUCUUCAAGAACCAGGGCAAUACAUUCCUACCUGCCUGGGAGCAACUGAUCCAGUUCUACGACAACUUUAUCACCAGCCAAGAUCCCACGCAGCGCCAAUGGGCCCUCUGUAUCAUGGAUGAUGUUCUCGAGUUCUGCUCCGCGGAAUCUUGGAACUACAAGGACCACAUUAUGCAGCCCUUGGCCUCUGGUCUCACCGAUGAAAACGCCGCCAACCGCCAAGCUGCCGCCUAUGGUGUCGGUGUUGCCGCCCAGAAGGGUGGUGCGCCCUGGAGCGAUUUUGUUGCCGCCAGCAUUCCCAGCCUCUUCCAGGUUACCCAGCACCCGCACUCCCGUACUGAAGAACACGUUUUCGCUACCGAGAAUGCUUCCGCCAGUAUCGCGAAGAUCCUGCACUACAACGCCUCCAAGGUGCAGGGUGCUCAGGACAUCGUCGUCACCUGGAUCGAAACGCUGCCCAUUAUCUACGAUGAGGAGGCUGCUCCUUACGCCUAUUCCUUCAUUGCCCAGCUGAUUGACCAACAAAACCCCGCCGUCAUCAGCAAGGCUGACCGUGUGUUCGGAUUUAUCGUGCAAGCUCUUGACGCGGCGACUCUGCAGGGACAGACUGCCGCCCGUGUUGCCGCCUCGGCCAAGCAGCUGGUGGCCGCGACUGGUCUGAAUGCCGAGCAGAUCCUGGCAGGCGUCAACCCAGACAACCAGGAGCGAGUUCGCAAGUACUUCCAGUAG